GUGGGUUCGCCAGGAGUCCCUGCGGCCGCCGCCGCCGGAUGGCCCCUGCCCCUUCCCGGGCCGAGCGUGCAGCGGCGCAGGGGCAGCGGUGACAACGGACGAUCCAGCCACUGGCCAUGGCCUUGGCUUGACACAGGCGGCCGGGCGGGUGCGAACUGCAGGGCCGGACAACGCCCGCGGCAGCCUCGGCCCACAGCGAGACCCGCCCCGGGGCGGCAGUGACUGGAGCGGAGCCCACAGGCCGGGGCCAACUCGCCCGCGCCAGCAGGAAGCGGGGUCCCUGGGCCCCUUUGUGUGCAAAGGCGGGGGAGGGGUUGCAGGGCUGCCCGGAGCUUGCAGGCUCUCGGGACGGCCGCCGGCUUGCAGCAGCCCCCCACCCCGACUUUCCCGGUGAGCAAGGGGGGAGCGCUGGCCACUGGGCAGCUCCCCCACUCGCGCUGAGCGGCUCCGGGGGCUCGCCCGCCUCCCCACGCCCCCAAGCCGGGCUGCCAUUCCUAUAGGAAGGGCAUUGCCGGCCCUUCCCCACCCACCCCGACACUUGGCGCUGUCCCCUCCCCCUCCUUUAACUUCCUCUUCUUCCCCCGUUGGGCCGCCGGCUGCGCCGCGAUCGCCUCCCCACUCGCAGAUUUCCGCCCACCUUCCGCCUUGCACAGCCCGCCGUGCAAGCGGGUGCUGCUCGUGGCUGGGUUUUUUUUUUCUUCUUCCCCCCUUGGGCUAGGAGUUGGUGAAAGUAAGCCUCAUGAGGGAAUACAAGGUAGUGGUGUUAGGGAGCGGAGGGGUUGGCAAAUCGGCCCUGACCGUGCAGUUUGUCACCGGGACUUUCAUUGAGAAAUAUGACCCCACCAUUGAAGAUUUCUACCGCAAAGAGAUCGAAGUGGACUCGUCGCCCUCGGUGCUGGAGAUCCUGGACACCGCCGGCACCGAGCAGUUCGCGUCCAUGCGAGACCUGUACAUCAAAAACGGCCAGGGUUUCAUCCUGGUGUACAGUCUGGUGAAUCAACAGUCUUUCCAGGAUAUCAAGCCAAUGAGAGAUCAGAUUGUCAGAGUGAAGAGAUACGAAAAAGUCCCACUAAUCCUAGUGGGAAAUAAAGUGGAUCUGGAACCAGAACGAGAGGUUAUGUCUGCCGAGGGCAGAGCCCUGGCUCAAGAGUGGGGCUGUCCUUUCAUGGAGACAUCGGCAAAAAGUAAAUCAAUGGUAGAUGAACUUUUUGCUGAGAUCGUCAGACAAAUGAACUAUUCGUCCCUGCCCGAGAAGCAAGAUCAGUGUUGUACAACUUGCGUUGUCCAGUAAAAAAAAAAUGAUAACCUCAAUCAUGGCCAUACCGAGCAGAUAAAAACUCAGAGGAAAUUUGCACAGAUGCUGCUUUGGAGAACUUUACAACCUGGGUUGCAGAACUGAGCCUUGGUAAACCUGUCUCUAUUACAGCAUGUUGCCAUACAUCUAAUUAAGUGCAUAGGUCUUUGGCCUUCAAGAUCCAUCGACCUUAAACAGUAAUGCUUAGCACGUUUACCAUAUGUUUAAAAUCUGUUCUUUAUCAAUCAGUCCUUUUGUAGCUUUCUAAGUUCUUAAUGAUGGCUAAUAUGCAAGAAUUAAUUUUAAUAUGUUAAUUGAUUUCUUUAAUCAGUUUCUCAACUUGUAUUUAUUAAAUACUCAAACUCAGUAUUACCUACUCAAUGCCUUUUAAAAGAAAGUUAUAAUGGAGAAAAAUUGAGCCUUAAACAAAUGGUUACUUCUGUAUAUUACCUCGCACCAGUGCUUCAUUCUAUUUGUAAAAUCUUUCUCCUCUAAAUGGUUGGUUAAUACUUUGAGACUUUGUUUACGUGUGGCAGGCAGUGUUGUAAAAAGAAACUAAAGAUCACUUGUUACCUGUGUGGAUGGAAUAUCCCUUUUCUUCUCUUGCAGUUUGUGAUGUGUUUUUGCAAUUAACAUGUUCUGAAAGUUACCAUUGAUAUUUGAAAUUGACUGUAGAGCAUUUAGCUGAAGAGUUAAGCAUUUGAUUCCAUUAGGUUUUCACAUGUGUUAAUCUCAUUUACAGCAUAGAAUUGCAGCAGUAACAUUUUCCUUUCUGUGAAGUUCUAAAUUUAGUUAUGACCUACUUAGCAAUGCCUUUGAAAAGGGAUAUUGUAUCCAUGGUAAAUUAAUUGUAUACCUAAACAGAAAUUGCUCAGCUUUGCCCAUCAGGCUUGUAAUUGACAUCUAGAAGAUUUCUGCACAUGUAAAAUUGAAUUCUAAUAAAAUCAUAUACACGUUCGAGUUCUUAAUAUUUGUCUAUCAGAAUAGUUUAAAGCAAUAUUUGUUAAAGUUUUCUUGCACUAUCACAAUUGCUUUUUAGUUCUUUCUCAAGAAGCAUGUUCGUAGUAGAGACAAAAUCUGUGUAACCGGAGGGAGGAGAGCGCCAAGUGUCUGGGCUUUUAAUUUUUAUUGUUUUGCAAAUGUGCUUCUAAUAGCCAUUGCCUUCCAUGUUUACCUAAUCAGCACAUUUUGUCUGAAUACUUGAACAUUUUUAACAGUAAUGCAGGUAUAGAAACAGAAAGGACACUUAUAAAGUGUAAUCUUUUGGUUCAAUUUUAACACCAUGACAAACUAGCGCUUUUUCUAGCAAUGAUUUCAACAUUUUGUAAGUUUGACAGUAUUUUAUUGUUGGGUUUUUGUUUGGUUUAAGUUGUGUGCUUUCAUUUGCAGGAGUUAGUAACUGCAGCUCACCUACUGCACCAAAGUUCUCGAUUUUAGGAGCCCAGCUUUAGUCAUUUGAACAUGCUUCUAAAUAAAACAAAACAGAAACCAAAACUCUACUUUUGAUCUAUAAUAGCUCAAUAACUUUGUCAAGGAAAGCUCUAAUAUAUGCAGUGAUGUUUAUGGAAGGGUGUGGCAAUUUUAAAUUUCUAUGGUGUGUGAUGUUCAAAUAAAGUGAUACCUACAUUCAUGUGAUUUAUUGGUCAGCAUGACCAUGAAUUAUUGCGUAGACAUUGAUUAAACUUUGAUUUCCUUUUUUAAAAUCGUGUUGCAUUUGAUUCCUGACCAAAUUCCCUCAAAGUGAACCCUUGAUCUUAGAUUUUGAAUUUUAUGAAGUGAUGUAAGAGUGGAGAUAAGUGAACCAUAGUUCCUUAUUUUUAAAUAGCUUGAAAUAAUUUAAGCUCUCACUUUAAAACCAAACUUAAUGCACACAAAAUAGGUUAAGUGAUUGUGGUUCAACUUUAUUAGCUCUGUGAAAUUCUAAAGGAAUCAAAUAGAUGAUUUACAUUUUCUGCAGGUUUUUAUAGUGUUUUUUCCCUGAUGGAUGGUUCUUACUCAUUCUUUAUGCCCUUGACACCUUUCUCCCUAUCCCAACUCCUCCCCCACCUAUCCCAGCACACAUGAGUGUCUUGGACCUCAGCAACAAAUUUAACUUGAAUUCACUUAGGAUCACAGGAAUCAGGGGAAAGUGAUUUAAAGGUGGUUUCUCCAGCACAUUUUAAGAAAAGGGACCAAAAUUUAUUUUAGCUUCCUCAAUAGAUUGCAUGUCAAGUUGCUUAUUAGGAUAAUAAAUUAAUAAUAAAUGCAAUAUAUGUCUCAUCUUUACUAUGGCAUCUGUUUAGGAGUUGUUCAAAUCACUGCAGUAGGGCUCUGCAAAUAAACCUAUUAUCAUGGAUCUAAUGUACUGUAACUUUAUCAGUGAAAGGUAAAAAUCUCAACAAGUACAAACACUGAACAGUGACCUAUAAAGAUUUGUAAAAUUGAAAUUUUUCCAAUAGAUUUCAUUCUUGUCAUUUUGUAAAACGACCCUGCAGUCCACCUGUUUGUAACUUUUUUAAUAAAAUAAAAUAGACAUCUGUAUUACUGAG
Molecule: messenger RNA, 3822 nt
Organism: Suncus etruscus (white-toothed pygmy shrew)
Lineage: Eukaryota; Metazoa; Chordata; Mammalia; Eulipotyphla; Soricidae
Gene: RAP2C
Product: RAP2C, member of RAS oncogene family
Exons: 4
Coding region: 740-1291 (183 amino acids)
Biological process (GO): negative regulation of cell migration; Rap protein signal transduction
Cellular component (GO): plasma membrane
Molecular function (GO): GDP binding; GTPase activity; GTP binding
Source: RefSeq, a predicted model, not a curated record